AUGUCUGAGAUAGUGAGGGAAAAGGCCGCAUGCGAGGAUACGGUCAUUGUAUGGAGCUCCAGUGAGAGUGAGUCCUCUGACAUUGAGGCACAGCGGCCUGAACCCAGCACCGCUGCAGUGGGUCGCCGUGCAACUGAACCAGGGACCUCCACGCAGUUUCACAGUGGGGCUCACAAGGAAGCUGAGAAAUCCUACCAUAGAUAUCUGGGCCUCAUUCGCUCUCUUACUACCCCUAAAGAAGAUGAAUUGCAUGAAAUCGACUGGGACAGUGACCUGAGCAAUGAUGCUGAAGAGGUGGAGGUGGAGAGCUUGGCUGAAAUCUCUGACUCUGAUUCAUGUCCAAAGGAACCAAAUGAAUCUCCAAAACCCCCUUUGGUGACGGACGCAGAGAUCUCGGACUACUCUGACGAUGAGAGCGUUGAGCCUGCGGGCCAGGCCAGAUGUGAGCAUGUUCCCUGGCAACCUAGUGGGAACAGCGUGAGGUCAGCCAGCGAUUGGAUCAGGUCUGCACAGGCAGUGCUGCGGACGCCUCAGAAACAGGACAACAGACAGUUCAAGACCCCAGAGGACUCGGCCAAGAAGAAAAAGAAAUUCCUAAGUGGGGGCCUGGCAGAAAGACUCUCUCGUCUGCAGUGCAGACAGAGGUCCGCCAUCAGCUUCUGGAGGCACCAGUCCCUUUCUGAUGACAAAACUCCUGCAGCAGGUAAAGCGGGCGUGCUGGUGCUGAAGCUGCUGUCGGUGUGGGGGGAGUGCAGCAUGCAGGCCGCCCUGUGUGAGAGGUCAGAGCCUCCCCCUGCGGAGGGCAGCCAGCUGGGCGCCGCCCCUUCCCCCGCCCCCGUCCCCGUUCCCUCCACCUCCGUCACCGAGCAGCUCCUGGUGCUGUUCAGCAGAGACACAGCAACCCACCUAGCGCCCAGUCCUGGAGACAUCAUCCACGUGCACCCCCCAUGGCAGAAGCUGGUGGUUGAGGGAGAAAGCCGGCCAGUCAUUCUCAACACACACUUCAGCCAGAGGAUCCUUCUGUCGGAGAACACAGAGAGCCGGGCCAAUGCAACAGGGCAAGCCUCAGCAGAUAAAUGUGUUCCGUACCCCUUGACCCGGGUCUUCGAUCUGUCGGGAAAGAGUGACCCCAUCUCUGAGAAAGAGCUCCCCAUCAGACAGGUGGAACGGCAGGGUUUCGGUGAAGGCGUCUGCGACUCCCUGCUGGAGGUGAUCGAGGGCCAGGGCCUCGCGGGCGGGAUGGGGCGUGACGUUUCCGUGGUGGUGCAGAGGGUCUACUGCCUCCGGGUCCAGCAGCCCUCCCACCAGCACCUGCUCAAACACAGAGCCCCUCAGGGUGAUCCAGUCCAGCAGCACAGAAGCAGGCUUUGUUUCCUUGUCCAGGAUUAUUAUGGGAUGUUCAGCGAGGUCAUGCUCCACACCCUCUCAUCCGAGGAGGACAGCCUACAGGAGCACAUCAGGAAGUGGGAAGGACGGUCCUGUGUCCUCAGGGGCAUGAAGGUGGUGCAGAGGGUGACUCGGGGCAGGUCUGCCAGCCUCUUCAGUUUGAUUGACAGCCUGUGGCCUCCCAUGGUGCCCCUCCGAGUGCAUGGAAAGAGCCAGAGCAGCCAGGAUGACAAAUCCAGGCUUCCAGCCCCGAGUUUCUGUUACCUGCUGGCAGGUCAAAGAGGCCAGGACUCAGUGGAUGAACUCCUGGGGAGUUCUUCCCCUGGUCUGUACCUGCCUGUGGUGGUGCAUACACUGAGAGAAAUACUGCAGCGUGUUCCCCACAGCCAUCGUUGUAGCUUCACGGCCACAGUCAUAUACAAGAGACUGCAGAGUGCCGGCCCCUGGCUGUUUGUGACGGACCCCAGCCUGCAGGGGGGAGAGCCAGAGGGGGAGGAGGGCGGUUGGUGCAGGACGGUCCCGGUGUGCGUGAGUGCCCCCUGUGUCCUCAGUCCGGCCGUGCUCCAGGCACUGAGCGGCGCCUCCGCCUGCAGCCUCACCAUCAGAGAUGCAGUGAAGGAGCAUGGUGCGAUCCGGGUCGAGGAGCGCUCGGUGGUUCAGCUGGAGCCCCUGUUGCUUGUAGCCAGCCCAGACAACCCUACCAACGAGGGGCCACUGUCCCAGCCUGCAAGACUGGAUCAGCUGGGUCCAACAACUCAGGCCAACUCCCUGUGCCUGCUGAAAGGUGUGGUUGUUGGUGUGGAUGAAGACACAGCGUAUUCCUGGCCAGUCUGUAACUUGUGUGAGAGCGACAGGCUAGAGGCAUCCCAUGGAGAAAGGCAAACAUUCUUCUGCAGUCUCUGUAACACCGUGGUGACCAAGCCCACCAUCAAAAUGCAACUUGACGUCUUUUUAAGCUGCCCGUCAUUCAGCCACUGCACUGUGAAAAUAAAGAGCACACAGUUCUCUUCUUCUUUGAUUCAUCGCCACCAAUGCCGAUGUGAGAAUGUGGAGUUCCAGGACGGCAUGCACAUUCCUGUGAUUGUUUUAACUGGCCUGCUGGUGUGGUUCCAGGGUUACGAGGUGGAGAAUGUGCUGGGGAAAGAGGUGGGCCCCCUCGCCGCUUAUGUUCGUGUUGUAACAAGGAAGCCGGCACUCUGGAUUGGCCUGGAAGAAAUCAGCCUCUGAGCGAAGGCUAUUCAAAUGAGGCUCUACCAGGAAUCCGCCCCCGCCC
Messenger RNA from Megalops cyprinoides (Indo-Pacific tarpon), 2659 nucleotides. It is a transcript of the gene spidr, whose product is annotated as scaffold protein involved in DNA repair. The record is from RefSeq and is a predicted model, not a curated record. Bases 1 to 2613 code for a protein of 870 amino acids. NCBI's taxonomy places the organism in Eukaryota, Metazoa, Chordata, Actinopteri, Elopiformes, Megalopidae. Gene Ontology annotation, cellular component: nuclear chromosome; nucleoplasm. Gene Ontology annotation, biological process: double-strand break repair via homologous recombination; regulation of establishment of protein localization to chromosome. The transcript is spliced from 17 exons.